CUUCAUGUUUUCCAAGUUCCAAGAUGCUUUUGUUGCUUUUUCCACUCACACACGCCUCACUCCUUAGUCAUUCCUCUGGUUUGUAGAUCUCAGAAAACUCUCUGUUUCUCUGUCUCUGUUGCAAGCUUUCAGCCUCAUCAUCAAAGCUCUAGUGCCGUCGUUCACUGCAUAUCAGUAGUCAGAACGUAAGAUGACGCGACAGAGGAAGUUCGACUGUCGUGAGGAGGUGCUUUUGGUCACUGGCCGGUACCGUCUCGGUAUCCACUAACCGGCCGAAAUCCGGUAUUUUUCCCGGUGCGGCUGAAACAACUCCGGUGUUGCCGGUAUUUAAACCGGUACAAAAUCAAAGUGUUUCUCUAGCGGACUAGCUACCGGAACGGUUAAUACUGGUGGUAACGGCGGUACGGUACGAAAUUGACUCCCUUGGGCUGAGCAGACGACAAGGGCCAGGAGCAGAUGUGCACUGAAUCGGGGCUGGUGUGAGCACCUCAACGACAAAGAAUCGAGCCAUACAACGAGACGAGAUCAAUUUUGCACAGUUUCAACAUGCUGUCAUAGGUUGUGUCAGGCAUACCUUUGGGAAGCAAGACGUUGAGAUAAGAAGAAACUCAUAACAAUGGAUGCUGGAAUGUUCAAAGCUGCAAUUGAUGGGAAUGAUGGUUUCUUCGAUGAAGCUGGGGGUGUGAAUCUAUUUCUCAGGCAGGUGACAGCGGAAGGGAACUCUAUUCUUCACGUGGCAGCAAAAUCUGGAAAUGCGCAAAUCACGAAAAGGGUCCUCGCGAUCGAUUCACAACAAUCACUUUUGUAUAUGAAAAAUUGGAAAGGCGACACUGCACUACAUAUUGCAGCGAGGUUAGGGCAUAUCGACAUGACAAAACUUCUAAUAACUUGUGCAAAUGACCGAGAAGUUGAAGUGCAAAUGGAGCUACUAAGGAUGGAAAAUCUGGAGAAGAAUACCGCACUGCAUGAGGCUAUAAAAAAUGAUCAUUAUGACAUUAUGCAGUUACUAAUUAAGGAAGACCCAAGUUUGACUUUUCUUACAAAUAAUGCUGGGGAAUCUCCUCUCUUCCUGGCAGUGGAUAGAGGAUUUUACAAAAUUGCUAUUCAUAUCCUAGAGGCUGUUCCAGAAUGCUCCAAUGUGGGAAGGAAAAGCAUGAAUGUCUUGCAUGCGGCUGUCAUCCGUACACAAAGAAGCAAACGGUUUAAAGCCAUAGAGGGAAAGGCUGACUGGCACAGUCAUACUCUCUUAUGUAUCUAUCGUUUCCUUCGUGCUAUUCUCAAGCUCUCUAACUCAGAAAAUGAACAAGCUCCAAAACGCGGCAUGACAACAUUAGAUUUUGUGGGUAAGUUGUUAGAAGCUUGUCCAUCUGCAAUUGUAGAAGCGGAUGACUUUGGCUGGAUUCCUCUUCAUUAUGCUGCACAUUUUGGCAAUGCAAAAUUUGUCAAUCUAUUUUUGAAAAAGAACAUGUCCCUUGUUUACAUAAAGGAAAAGGCAGGCAUGUCUGCCCUUCACAUUUCGGCAAAAGAAGGGCAUGUUGACGUAACAAGAACACUUAUUACAGAAUGUCCAGAUAGUUGUGAAUUGUUGGACAAGAAAGAUAGGACAGCUCUUCAUCUUGCUGCAGAAAGUGGAAAUAGUAAACUGGUGAAGGUCUUCCUACAAACAUUGGCUACUGAGGAUCUCAUAAAUCAGCAAGAUAAGGAAGGAAACACCCCUUUUCAUCUGGCUGCCAUGGAAGGGCGUUAUGCACUAUUAAUGAUGUUGGCAAAAGACAGGAGAAUCGAUUGGAUGGCUAUGAACAAGGCAGGGAUGAGUACAGUUGACAUUAUUCAAUCAGAUAAACGACUUAAGUCAGGAAAAAAGGACAAAUUCAUGUCAAAGUUGAAUAGAGACAACAUUAGAUUGAGUUUGGAACGAAUCGUUGACAGACAUACUAUGGAAGUACAGACUCUUGAUACAGAAGGACAUGGACAAUUAAUUCAAGAAACAGAGAGAAAUGAGCCUGCAGAGCAAAAUAAGGUGAAAGACACAGCCCUUAUUGCUACAAAAAAAAGACUCAAAAGACAAGAAGCUGUUCGGAAAAUGACCGACCUCAAUUUCGUUGUAGCCACAAUCAUUGCAAGUGUCACCUACGCAGCGGUCAUACAGGUGCCUGGUGGAAACGGCGACGACGGUAAAGCUAAUUUAAGAAAAAAUAAAGAUUUCAAAAUAUUUGUGAUUUUCAACGCCUUCGCUUUUGUGUCUUCGCUGCUCUCAAUGUUAUUCCACUUUUGCAUUGGCUAUGUUAGCCUUAGCAGCAGUAUCGGUCUCAUAUACGCAUCGUUAUGCUUCACGUUCACUCAACUUUCUCUUCUCGGCAUUAUCGGUGCCUUUUUUUCGUCCAUAAGGGCAGUCUUAACUAAAAGCUCGGCGCCCCCACCAUCACCCCCGGGCAGUGGUGGACCAUCACCGUCCCCGGGCAGUGCUGAAUCACCAUCGUCCGGGUUUGGCCCCGAGCACACUCAAUCCAAUCAUUCCAAUGUUUUCACUGAAUAUUGGUGGAUUGGUCUUCUUUUUGUUUUUUUAAUCUUUGCGGCUGUCUUUAUAAUAAGAAAGAACAAAAAAUUGGUGGUUUCAAUUUUGAAGGAGUCUUAGCUCUAGGCCCAACUUUGACCAUAAGCAUUACAUGUUCACAUAUUCAUCGUGUAAUCGGUGGGCUCAAAGCACCUGAAUUUGUCCUUGGUCUUGUCUUUUCUCACUGUCAUAUACUCGUGUGAUUUCAUUCCAGCAAGCUUUCUGCACAACCAAUGCGAUCUCUUUCCCGCAACAACAGGAGUGCUACGGCCAGCAUGUUAUUUUUUUAAUUUCUGUAUCUUUUACCUGUAUCCCGAUUUAAAUAAGAACGUCCACUGCGAUUUGCUGUA
Molecule: messenger RNA, 2904 nt
Organism: Quercus lobata
Lineage: Eukaryota; Viridiplantae; Streptophyta; Magnoliopsida; Fagales; Fagaceae
Product: ankyrin repeat-containing protein At5g02620-like
Exons: 5
Coding region: 617-2635 (672 amino acids)
Cellular component (GO): plasma membrane
Molecular function (GO): protein binding
Source: RefSeq, a predicted model, not a curated record